GAAGUUUUAGGGAAGCCAUUUAGGAGAGCGCCAUUUUGUCAGUUGAUGUCGUCGUUGUGAAAUUUGUGGUAGUAGUAUAAAACAUCUGCCGAAAUUGUCCUUGAAUUUUCGUCAUUAUACUUUAUUACUUUUAAUCAGAAAGUUUUGGCUUCUCAUAAACAGAAAUAAAUAUAAAACAUGUCAAAUGGUGGUGGAGAUCACGACGACGAGGGAUACGUUGUUAAAAUGCGUGGACUUCCAUGGUCUACAACUGUUGAUGAGAUUAUGAAAUUUUUUGGUGAUUGUUCCAUCACUAAUGGAAAAGAUGGAGUACAUAUGACUAUGUCACGGGAGGGAAGACCUAGCGGAGAAGCUUAUGUAGAAAUGGACACUCCAGAAGACAUUGAAAAAGCUUGUAAAAGGGAUAGAGAUCAUAUGGGACAUCGAUAUAUUGAAGUUUUUAAAGCAAAAAGAGGUGAAAUGGAAUGGGUAAUCAAACGAAGUGGCUUAAAUUUAGAAAAUGCAAUGGAUGAUGGCUGUGUCAGAUUGCGUGGAUUACCAUUUGGUUGUUCUAAAGAAGAAAUAGCACAAUUUUUCUCAGGGUUGGAGAUAUUGCCGAACGGGAUUUCACUACCGACAGACUACACGGGCCGCAGUACUGGGGAGGCUUACGUUCAAUUUGUUAACAAAGAUGUUGCGGAGCGCGCUCUGCAGAAACACAAGGAAAAGAUAGGACACAGGUACAUUGAAAUCUUCCGGAGUAGUUUAUCUGAAGUACGUGCUAGUAUAGGACCAAAAAUGCGUGGCGGCCCAAUGGGUGGAUUUAAUCAGAGACCUACACCUUAUGAUCGUGGUGAUCGUUUUGGGGGCAUGAAUCGUUUCAGUAAUAAUGGUAGAGGAUCUAGAAAUAGAGAUUUUGAUAGUGGUCCUUGGGGAAGUGGAAAUAAUUUCAGUUCGCGUGGAAGUGGAAUGGGUAUGCGUGGUGGAAUGGAUAUGAAAGGAGGAAAUUUUAGAGGAAGUGGUGAUAAUUGGGGUAGCAAUACUGGAGUUCAUAGUAUACAUAUGAGAGGUUUACCAUUCAAAGCGACGGAGGAUGAUAUAGCAGAUUUUUUCAGACCUGUUGUACCGAUUAAUGUUAAAAUUCUCUUGGAAAAUGGUGGACGUCCAUCUGGUGAAGCAGAUGUGGAAUUUGAAACCCACGAAGAAGCAGUUAGAGCAAUGUGCAAGGAUAAAAGUCACAUGUCUUACAGAUAUAUUGAGUUAUUCCUUAACUCUAGCAGUAGUUCUAGUGGAAUGUCUUUGGGUGGUAUUGGAAACUUUUGUGGAGGUUUGGGUAAUAACUUUAGGCCAGGAUAUUCUCCAAAUAGAGGAUUCAGCAGUCAAUUAGGAGGUAGUAAUUACAACAGUUUUUGAGAUUCAAUGCCAGGUUUCUUACGUUCUAUACGAA
Molecule: messenger RNA, 1426 nt
Organism: Vespa mandarinia (Asian giant hornet)
Lineage: Eukaryota; Metazoa; Arthropoda; Insecta; Hymenoptera; Vespidae
Gene: glo
Product: heterogeneous nuclear ribonucleoprotein glorund
Molecular function (GO): RNA binding
Source: RefSeq, a predicted model, not a curated record